Purpureocillium takamizusanense is the source of this 654-nucleotide messenger RNA. RefSeq lists its product as uncharacterized. The record is from RefSeq and is a predicted model, not a curated record. NCBI's taxonomy places the organism in Eukaryota, Fungi, Ascomycota, Sordariomycetes, Hypocreales, Ophiocordycipitaceae. The coding region runs from base 1 to 654 and encodes 217 amino acids. The transcript has a single exon.
AUGAUUCAGAAAUACACAAAUGUGCCGGCUCCAAAGGUACUAGACAUUGCUGUUGUCGCCUCUAGAGGGUAUCUCUUUCGUCAGAAGGAGUACCUGCUUAUGACACAGAUGCCUGGUACGCCGGCUAUCAAUUGUUACGACGAGCUAUCUGACGGCGGAAUGGCUACCUUUGUUAAAGAGAUACAAAGUAUUGUCUCACAAAUUCGGGUUUUGCCCAAGAACGUGGGCGACGGAUACAUGAUUUGCAACUCCAUGGGUGGCCCGAUCCUCGAUCAUCGCAUCCGAGACGCCACGCCGUUUGGGCCUUUCGUAAGCGAAGAUGGCUUCAAUGCGCUGCUGCGCCAUCCGGAUGACUUGGGUCGGGAGGGCCACAAAGCCGUCUUUACUCAUGCCGACUUGAACUUCCGCAACAUACUGAUUGAUGAACGUAGGAACGAAGACGGGACGAUGGGUUGGCAUGUGACGGGCAUAGUGGACUGGGAGACAGCUGGGUUCUACCCCGAGUAUUGGGAGUACACCAAGAUGCUCUUCGAGUCGUUCAGAUAUGAAGAAAGGCUAGAGAGUCAGAUUUACCGGAUAUUCGGGGCAUUUGGAGACUAUUCUAAAGAGGUCGAAGUUGAGAAAAGAAGCUGGGAAGAGGGCGACGCUGUUUGA